Molecule: messenger RNA, 1176 nt
Organism: Orcinus orca (killer whale)
Lineage: Eukaryota; Metazoa; Chordata; Mammalia; Artiodactyla; Delphinidae
Product: DNA dC->dU-editing enzyme APOBEC-3G-like
Exons: 4
Coding region: 196-999 (267 amino acids)
Biological process (GO): defense response to virus; DNA cytosine deamination; cytidine to uridine editing
Cellular component (GO): nucleus; P-body; cytoplasm
Molecular function (GO): cytidine deaminase activity; zinc ion binding; RNA binding
Source: RefSeq, a predicted model, not a curated record
CAGGGGAGCGGGGCAGUGGGAGCUAGGACAGGGGCGGGACGGUGGGGAGAGGCCAUGACCCAGUCCGACUUUGGGCAGAGGGUCAGGUCUUCAUUGAGGCUCUGGGCAUCUUGCAUCGCUCCUGGGGGGAGAUCCUGAAUUCCCUGGGAGCCCCCAGCGGGGGUCAGCGGGGGAGGACUCGUGGCUCCAGCAGAGAUGUGGGGUGCAGAGGGAAAGAGUGUGCAGGGAGGAGAGGAGCGCUGGGCAGUCCCAGAAGGAGCCCCGUGUCUUCGGGCUUCUCCCGCCUUUGACCGUAGUUGCCUGUUGGAUGAAAACACCUUCACUGAGAACUUCAUGAAUCAGAUGAGCCCUCGUAAGACCUACCUGUGCUACAAGGUGGAGAUCCUGGAUGGUGACGCUAGGAUCCCUCUGGACGAGAAAAAGGGCUUCGUGCGCAACAAGGUGACUGACCCAGCCUGCCCGCAGCAGGCAGGGCCUCCCUAUUGUGGGACAUUCAGGGUAGAAGGUUGUCAGUUGCACACAGGAUGUCCCACAAGCUCUCUCACCCCUGGUCCCUGCCGUUGCUACCGCUGCUCUGCUUGGAAUCAGGGUGCUAACGAACCAGGGGAGCCCUGCCAUGCAGAGCACUACUUCCUGGACCGGAUCCGUUCUUGGAAUUUGGACCGGGAGCUGCACUACAGGCUCACCUGUUUCAUCUCCUGGACCCCUUGUGAUACCUGUGCCCAGAGACUGGCUGAUUUCCUGGGGAAGAACAGCCACGUGAGCCUGCACAUCUUCGCCUCCCGCAUCUAUAGCCUCUCCGAUUAUGAGGCUGGGCUGCGCACACUGCAGGCGGCUGGGGCCCAAAUCGCCAUCAUGACCUCUAACGAGUUUGAGCACUGCUGGCAAAACUUUGUGGACCACCAGGGAAAACCCUUUCAGCCCUGGGAUGGGCUGGAAGUAGUGAGUCAACAUCUAUGUAACAACCUGCAGGCGAUUCUCCAGACGCAGGAAAACUGAAGGAUGGACGUCAACCUCUCUAAAGAAGUCAGGAGACCUCUGUUGAACAGGAGAAAAAAACAGCUUUUUUAGAGAAAUAUAAACAUGCCAUUUGCUACCCUCUCCAGAUUGAUCCAAAGAAACCAGUGAAAGGCAAAUGGCUCAUAAUAAAGAGUUAAAAAAAAAAAAAGUCUGGGG